AUGGAUGUUGUGUCAUGGGUUCGAGGCUUCCUUGGCGGGAACAUGGAGAUCAUGGCAUCUCUUGCUUGCUUCUUAUUCUUGUUCUUCAGGUUCCGGCGGUGGGACGGGUUGCCGACGAGCUGGCCGGCGCUGUGCGUAAACACCGGGCGCAUGCACGAUUGGUUAACGGAGCUCCUGCACGCUGCCGGGAUGUCGUACGUCAUGAGGAGGCGGUGGGGCUUGCCGGUGGACGUCCUCGUCACGGCCGACCCGGCGAACGUGGCGCACGUUCUCUCUGCCAACUUCGAUAACUACCCCAAAGGCGCAAGGUAUAACACGGUGUUCAGCGUGCUCGGGGACGGCAUCUUCAACGCCGACGGCGAGUCGUGGUCGUUCCAGCGGCGCAAGGCGCACGCGUUGCUGUCGGACGCGGGGUUCCGCGCUGCCGUCGCCGCCAAUACCGCGCGCAAGCUCGACGAGGGGCUCGUGCCGCUCCUCGACGGCCUCGCCACGUCGGGCACAACGGUCGACCUGCAGGACGUGUUCAUGCGCCUGACCUUUGACCUCACGGCGAUGUUCGUGUUCGGCAUCGACCCCGGCUGCCUCGCCGCCGAUUUCCCGCACGUCCCCUUCGCUGCGGCCAUUGACGACACCGAGGAGGUGCUGGUCUACCGGUACGUAACGCCCGUGCCGUGGGUAAAGCUGCAGAGCUACCUAAAUAUCGGCCACCGCCAGAAGAUGUCCAAGGCUCGGCGGGUGCUCGACGCGUCUAUCGCGGAGUUGGUCUCUCUCCGGCGACAACGCGCGGCCAACUCCACCUGCGAGGCCGGCACCGACCUGCUCACGUCGUACAUGGCGUGUCAGGCCGAGGUAGGCAAGGUCGGUGCCGAGUUCGACCGGUUCUUGCGCGACACGACGCUUAACCUCGUGUUCGCCGGCCGCGACACGACGAGCUCCGCCCUUUCAUGGUUUUUCUGGCUGCUCUCCAACCACCCCGACGUCGAGGCCAAGAUCCUCGCCGAGCUGCUAGAGAACCCUCCGGCCUCCGGGGCCGGCCACCACCGCACGACCGCCGAGCUGACGCGCCUGGUCUACCUGCACUUGGCGCUCUCGGAGUCGCUCCGGCUGUACCCGCCCCUGCCGUUCCAGUACAAGUCGGUCGCGCGGCCGGACACGCUCCCAAGCGGCGCGACCGUGGGGCCGUCGUGGGUGGUGAUCAUACCCUUCUACUCGAUGGGACGCAUGGAGGCGGUGUGGGGCAAGGACUGCCUGGAGUUCCGGCCGGAGCGGUGGCUGACAGCGGAGGGGCGGUUCCGGCACGAGCCGUCGCACAAGUUCGUGGCGUUCAAUAUGCGGCCCCGGACGUGCCUUGGCAAGGACCUGGCCUACGCGCAGAUGAAGGCCGUUGUCGCCGCCGUCGUGCCGCGGUUUCAGUUGGAGGUCGCUGCCGGCGCCGCGGCGAGGCCCAAGCCCAAGCUGUCCCCCAUACUCCACAUGAAGGACGGGCUCGAGGUGAGGGUCCACAAGAGAUAA
This is a messenger RNA of Triticum turgidum subsp. durum (durum wheat), 1512 nucleotides long. The record is from the annotation of a GenBank genome assembly. NCBI's taxonomy places the organism in Eukaryota, Viridiplantae, Streptophyta, Magnoliopsida, Poales, Poaceae.